Molecule: messenger RNA, 1892 nt
Organism: Mus musculus (house mouse)
Lineage: Eukaryota; Metazoa; Chordata; Mammalia; Rodentia; Muridae
Gene: Fkbp1a
Product: FK506 binding protein 1a
Exons: 6
Coding region: 335-787 (150 amino acids)
Cellular component (GO): sarcoplasmic reticulum membrane; cytosol
Molecular function (GO): FK506 binding; peptidyl-prolyl cis-trans isomerase activity
Source: RefSeq, marked reviewed
UUCCGGUCCCUCCGCCUAGCUGCCCCGCUUCAGGGAUGUGAGCGCCUCGCGCAAAUAGGGCGGGGCGUGCCGUGCGGUGCGGUGCGCGUGCGCAGGAGCCACGAGAGGGACGAAGCCGAACCUCUGAACCGCCGCCAGGUCCGCUCCGGCUCCACGCCGCCCGUCGCGCCGCCACCCGCGUCCUUUUCCUCCUCCUCCGCCAACGCCGCCGCCGCCGCCGCCGCCAUGGGAGUGCAGGUGGAGACCAUCUCUCCUGGAGACGGGCGCACCUUCCCAAAGCGCGGCCAGACCUGCGUGGUGCACUACACGGGGGAGGAUCCCGAUCUUGAGGGAAAUGACUUACAGGGAAGGGAAGACAAGACAGCCCGCUCACAUCCUCCUCUCUGUGCCCCCUUACUUCUAUGACUUCUUGAGUAGAGAAGCGGGCAGGAGAUGGCAGAAGUUAAGGACUAGGACCUUUAAAAAGCUGCCAAUGGAAGGAAUAUUGAAAUACAUCUUGGCAAGAACAGACUCUUCUCAUGGACCAAAUCGCAGUAGCUGUUGUGGGAUGCUUGAAGAUGGAAAGAAAUUUGAUUCCUCUCGGGACAGAAACAAGCCUUUUAAGUUUACACUAGGCAAGCAGGAGGUGAUCCGAGGCUGGGAGGAAGGGGUAGCCCAGAUGAGUGUGGGUCAGAGAGCCAAACUGAUAAUCUCCUCAGACUAUGCCUAUGGAGCCACCGGGCACCCAGGCAUCAUCCCACCACAUGCCACUCUUGUUUUUGAUGUGGAGCUUCUAAAACUGGAAUGACAGAAGUGGCCUCCUCCCUUAGCUCUGCACGUGGAUCUGCCAUGGAGGAAUCUGGUACCUCCAGAUGGGUGCACAUGAAUCCAUGGGGAGCUCUUCCUGACGUCCCACCACCCUUUGUAUAGACACCUACCCGACUGAAUGUGUUCCGUCACUCAGCUUUGCUUCGGACACCUCCAUGUCCUCUUCCCCCCUCUGUAUGUGUGUUGACCUAAACUAUAUGCCAUAAACCUCAAGUUACUUUAUUUUGGGGUGAAGACUCAGUUUCUGUUUCAGAUCUAAGUUUCCAAUGAAGUAUAUUGUCAAGUGUUAACAGCACAAGCGAUGGGUUAACUUAGAAUAGAAAUUGGUGUUGGGGGGGGAUUUGCAAGAAUUUUUAUUUUAUUUUAUUUUAAUUUUUUGGAUGAAAAUUUUAUCUAUUAUAUAUUAAGACAUUCUGCUGCUGUGCUGCAAAGCCAUAGCAGAUUCGAGAUGCUGUUGAGGGCUGGAUUUUUCUCUAGUGAGGGAGGUCCUGUUAAACUGAAAGCCCUACCCAAACUGAGGUGGGAAGGAAGCGGGGGAGAGAGCCUUGGCUUCUGACAGUCCUUCCACCUUCUGAAACUAGCUGCCUUUUAAAGCAGAUCCCUUCACUGCUAUGUUGGACACUACAGUAUCUGUCCCUGGGUUGGCAGAGACUUGAAAGCCUUUGUGACCUGGCUUAAUUUGUUUUUCAUCCUAUGGUUUUUCUAAUGGAUUUUCUGGACUUUUGUAAUCUUGUAACUAUUCAAGCUCCACUUUCUAAAUUUUAAGAACUUCAGUGGAAAGUUUAAAUUGAAGGUGCUGUUUGUAGACUCACCACCCAACGGACGCCCAGCCACCACGGCAAAUCCUUGAGUGUUCUCUAAGAAUACGAUGCUGGUCAUCACAGCUUCAGCAUCUCCUGGGUUUUGAUGCUUGGCUCUUUGCUGAUCUUGGCUUCCUGGCUUUUCCUCCUUCAGUUCCUUCUCACCCUCUGCUGUCCUUGUGUAGUGAUUUGGUGAGAGAAAGCUUUUGUCCCCUGCCCUCUGCACUACAUAUGCGGUUCAAGUUUUAUUAUUGCAAUAAAAGUGCUUUAUGCUGGCUUUUCUCA